GUAGGUGGCGGUAUGCACCUGUAGCUGUUUGCGACCCGCGAAAAAUCCAGACAAGAAGAAGAAUGGUGUGGUGCUUAUGUGAUACUCUUCGUUCAUCCUGCGCCUAAAGCAAAGGCUGCUGAGUCAUUAUCUGUAUCAACAGGCUGCGUUCAGCAGACACACCCGGCUGCUCUGAACUCUGAUCUGUGUUUGCCAGCAGCCAAUGACUACAGUUGCAGUACUUGGAGGGGGGAUUGGGGGUUUGGCAGCAUCCUACUACCUAUGCAAGAGCCCCCAGGUUACCAAGGUAAUUGUUCUUGAGUCCAGCAGUCGCUUCGGAGGUUGGCUGAGCUCCACCAGGAGGUCGGAUGGCGCCGUGUUUGAACAUGGACCCAGAGGGAUCCGACCUGCGGGGGCAGUGGGACGCAACACCCUCAAUAUGGUCGAUGAUCUGGGUCUCGGCGGGGAGAUUCUGCCGGUCGACUACAGCCAUGUCGCCUCUAAGAACAGAUAUGUGUACGUGAACAAACAGCUGCACAGGAUGCCUUCAGGGAUAAGUGGACUUCUGCGCACCGUGCCCCCUUUCUCUCGUCCCCUACUGUUGAACAUUGCCAAGGAGAUACUAGUGAGGAAAGGCAAGGAGGAUGACGAGUCCAUCCAUUCAUUUGUUUCUCGGAGGCUUGGAAAGGAGCUGGCAGACAUAGCUGUGGACAGUUUGUGUCGGGGUGUGUUUGCGGGCGACUGCAGGAAGUUGAGCGUGCGUUCUUGUUUCCCUGUCUUGUUCAAUGCAGAGCAGCGCAGAGGCUCUCUGACGCUGGGCAUGCUGCUGGGCUCAGGUCCCACUCCACUGCUCCCCCCCGGCCCUCUGGCUCAGAGAUCACAGACAGAGUCGUGGGCCCAGUGGUCUCUGCGCAGUGGGAUGCAGUCCUUCCCAGAAUCCCUCAGUGAGUUCCUCCAACAGAGCGGCAGAGUGCAGCUGCACAGAGACGCUGGCGUGCAGCACAUCACUCCUGCAGCCUCUGGGUGGAAGAUCGAAUUAGAGGAUGGAGUCAUAUCAGCUGACCACAUCAUCUCUGCAAUGCCUGCUAAAGCCCUCUCCUCCGUCCUGCCCCCCUCCUGUCAAUCUCUCAGCCAGCUGCUGCAGGACAUCUCCAUGGUUACGGUUGCUGUGGUAAAUCUGGAGUAUGAGGGUUCCAUCCUGCCUGUCACGGGCUUCGGUCACCUGAUUCCAUCUUCAGAGAAUCCAGGUGUUCUUGGGGUCGUCUACGACUCAGUUCCCUUCCCUCAACACAACAGACCUGAAGGACACACUACAAGACUGACGGUGAUGAUGGGCGGGGCCUGGUUCCAGGAAGUGUUUGGGUCCCCAGAAACUGUAACAGAUGAGUGUCUUUUAGCGAGAGCCACUGAGGCGGUGCGGAGCCAGCUGGGAGUCACCUCAGCACCCUGCUGGAGUUGGGUGGCCCUGCAGAAGGACUGCAUACCUCAGUAUUAUCAGGGACAUUUUCGAAAAGUUGAGUCCAUGCGUCACUUGAUAAAGGAGAACAACCUAUCGCUAUCUCUGAUUGGUUCCUCGUAUGAUGGAGUGUCAGUGAAUGAUGUCAUCUUUAGUGGACGUACAGCUGCGGAGGAGUUGAUAGGAGCUGCAGUUUGAUGGAGCUGGUCGCCACGGGAACAGAACAGCCAGUGUUGCUCCCCAGGUGUGAGAGCAAAGAUAUUUUGAUAUUUGGGUAAUGACGUUGGGAGUACAAUUUAUUUUUUUAAACCCAUUUAACAUGAAUUCUUACUCAUGUAUCAUCAGUGUGACCAGCGGACAUGUUGUGUGUGUGGAUCAGUGCAGUCAAGCCUCACCUGGACAUGUCAACACUGAUCAAUAUACAUUAUGCUGAAAGUACCACAGUGUAGAAUUCAAAUCAAAUUGUAAUAUUCUAACAUCAUAAAAGAAUGAAGAUGUUGGAAUUCACACAUUGUUUCAAUGAUAAAGAGAUUAUUGCCCACCUGAUUUGCCUACUGAAGACUCGCACUUUAAGUAAAGCCUCAUUUGUCCCGUUUCCUCAUUACUUGAAACAUAUCAUGAGACUGAUGGGCAAUAUGAACUGACAUCAAAUGAUUUUCAUAUUAUUCUGUCAUUGCAUCCGUAUUGGUAUUUUGGGCUCAUGAAUAAAAGUGAAAGACUCGUA
Messenger RNA from Trematomus bernacchii (emerald rockcod), 2159 nucleotides. It is a transcript of the gene ppox, whose product is annotated as protoporphyrinogen oxidase. The transcript has 13 exons. Gene Ontology annotation, biological process: heme biosynthetic process. The record is from RefSeq and is a predicted model, not a curated record. NCBI's taxonomy places the organism in Eukaryota, Metazoa, Chordata, Actinopteri, Perciformes, Nototheniidae. Gene Ontology annotation, molecular function: protoporphyrinogen oxidase activity, oxygen as acceptor. Bases 203 to 1633 code for a protein of 476 amino acids. Gene Ontology annotation, cellular component: mitochondrial inner membrane.